AUGACGACCCGGGGCCGGCCAGCUUCCAGGCAAGCCCCCGCCGUAGCAGGCCUGCGAGCGUCAGCAGCAGAGGACGAGGAAGAGCGACCGAGCAGGGACGCACGCGCGGAAUCCGCGGCGGAGUCAACCGCGUCGGAGGGAGGCGGCGGCGAAGAAGGUGUUUCGGAGAGCGGGGCGGCGGGGGGCGCUGAGAGCAUGGAGCUCCGGGAUUUCCGGGCUAGGCUCAUGUCCAAAGGCUUGGACGGGUGGGGUGGGGGUGGCGGGGAGCAGAGCGGCGGCGGCGACGGCGGCGGCGCGGGGAGUGCGAGCAUUGAGAGGUGGGCGCAUCCGCUUGUUCGGCCAGAGCUGGGUUGCUUGGUGAUAGCCAAGGAGGGCAUGUUCACGACCCAGCAGCAGUACUUUUACAAGGCGGUGGCGCUGGUGAUCCAGCAUGGUGACGACGGAACGGUGGCCCUCAUCCUCAACAGACCGACCACCUUCACCAUGGGGGACGUGUGCAAGGGAGACUUGUAACCGGUCCCAGGCAUGGAGGACAACGUGGGCUGUGUGGCUUGGUGUUCCGCGUGGAAGCGCUGUUGCUGCUGCUGUUGGGCUAUCGUUUCCAUCGUGUGCAGACAGAACGAUUGGAGUAUGGGCGGAAGGGUAACAAAGGCGUGAUCCGUCUGCCUGAGCCAUGAUCCUGCCAAGCUCAACCCCCCCAGAUGAAGCGACGUCGAAGCUAUCGGACUCAUUUUUCAGCACCACGUCAAUCAGACAAAUCUGGGGAAGGGUGGGGGGGGGGGUUGCAGACGCUGUGCUGUGUGUAGGGUGACAGCGAGAAGGAGGCAUGCCCGUGGAGCUCAAGGGCCUUCGCUAUGUAGCGCUCUCCUCUGCGAACAGAUUAGCACCAGCUGGCAUCACUGUUAGUAUUUCAGUGCAAGGCUAAAAUAGACUCGAAUAAGCCCCGUAUACAGUCGGUUUCUCUCCCACUCACAGUUGUAAAUGACUUCCAACACAAAUAGACUCAAUAUAAGCUCAGUAUCCAGCAGGUUUAUUCCCCCAUUCACUGCAACGACUUCUACACAUCCCCUUCGACUGUGAUUAUAUCUCGAACGGGCAGUUUUUCUUGGGUUGUAUCAGUAGCCCACGCAGGUUUUUCCAAUUACGCGAACAUACUGGAUAAAUUAUACGUCGAAUCGGCUAAGUUGGAGUUGGGGGCUUGGGUCUGCGUGCCCCCCCGCCUGGUCAUUUUUCGUCACACCUUACUUAUCCUUGCGUAGGCAUUCCACAAUAUG
Messenger RNA from Ectocarpus siliculosus, 1274 nucleotides. Lineage: Eukaryota; Phaeophyceae; Ectocarpales; Ectocarpaceae. The record is from the annotation of a GenBank genome assembly.